CAGAUUCUGCCUGCCGUAUCAUUUGCAUUUUGCAAACGUUAAUUUAUUAAUAAAAUGUGUUUGUGCAUUGAAAACUGAUAAAAAUAUUAUUAUCAAUACGAACAAUUUACACCUGUUAAUUAGAGAUAAGGGGAAGAAGACAUAUUAGUUAUGAUAUUGGCUGAAACUUUGUUGUUCUCUCUAUCUCUGAUCGAUUGCGGUGCAAUUUUAUUUCUGUUAGUUUACUAUAUAAUAACGCUGUCUGACUUGGAAUGUGAUUAUUUGAAUGCUCAGGAGUGUUGUGAGAAAUUAAACUACUGGCUAUUGCCUAAAUACAUUGCGCACUCGUUCAUAACAUUCCUAUUGCUACUUCAUGGGCAGCUGGUUCUAUUUCUGAUUAAUCUGCCUAUGUUUAUAUGGCUCACGUUUGAAUAUCUGACCAUACCUCAAGGAAACUUAGGAGCUUACGAUCCAGCUGAGAUACACAAUCGAGGUAACCUAAAGAAACACCUGAGAGAUGUUAUGAUAUACAUUGGGUACUAUCUCAUAUUCUUUUUCAUAUACCUCUACUGUUUCAUCCUUGCUCUAUUGAAAGGGGACCCAUUACAAAGGCAUGCUGAUGAUGAAAUUAUAACUAAAAUGUAAAAAUGUCUGAUAAUUCAGUAGAUAGUAUUGAUUUGGGAGAAGCUCAGGACUUAAGUGACUCAGACAGCAGUUCUAAUGAUGACCCUGGCCCUGCACCAUGUGUGAAAGUGCCUCUACCAGAGAACAUAGCAGCUUAUGUUGAGAAUGUUGAAUUGAUGCGUGAUAUUGAACCAGUUGAUUGUAAUAGCAAUCUUAUUGAGAAUGUAAUGAAUAACUAUGUUAUUGUUAAGAAGAUUAUUAGUAGUCUACCAUGGCAAGAGAAGAUGCUAUGUAAACAUGUGUGCCAAACGUGGCAUUCAGCUGUGCUAGCCCUCCAAAAGGAACAGCUCAGUCCUGCAGACUUUGUGAUAGAUUUACAACUUGCUUCAAUAAAAAAUGGUGUGAAAUAUAAGGUGUCUGGUGUGUAUUACACUGAGCCGCUAGUCAUUUUCACAUUUACAAAUACCCCAGCUGGGUUUGGGAUUACUAACAGAUGCUUGGAGUUGGUACCCUCCCCAUGUGAUCCACCAUGUGAUAAAGAACAUUGCUUAAUUGAUUAUAUUCAUCGUGAUACUACUGCACCAAAAGAUUGUAUGCUAACAGUGAGGGCAGGCUACCUCUCAUACAUGCCACUGCCACAUUCAAUAACAGCUAAGCAUACAAUCACGCAACGCAUGUUUCGGAGAUCAAACGCAUUUAUUGGUGGAAUUUACAUACCAAAAAUUCCAGAUGUUCAAUUUCAUGUGAUCAAUAUAAAGACUAAUACAGACAUGCAGAAGGAAUACUUUGAUGUAAUCUCAAAUCUUGCUCAGGACAACAUCUUCAAGGGUAUUUUAAUUUAUGUGACUGAAAAGUUUCUUCUACAUUCAGAAAUUGGGGAAUGUGCUUACCUAAAUUAUUUCAAGGAAGUGCAACCAGACAUACCUUACGCACUUGGAGGCUGUAUAGUUGAAGAUACUAUGUGCGAACUCAGUAACAUAACGCCACUGGUGGACUGCAGGAAUGAAGGAAAUUAUUUUGUCAGUGAAAAUCUCAUAACUAUUGGGAUGUUCACAGUGCCUAAAAAUACUAAUGCUGCAGAUCAAAACCACAAAAUAAACUUUGAUAUGUACUCUCUUAUACUGGAAUCAUCAGAUUGGACUAAAGCAAAAAUACAGAAGACAAUUAAUGAGUUCUCCAAGAAAGUGCCGCGUUUCGAGCACAGCGUGGUAUUGAAGCUGUCAUGCGUUGGACGCGAUCAGAAGCACGAAUUAGAAGAAGACUACUUCAGAGCCGAAUUCCCCACUAGCAGGCUGGUGGGUUGCUUUGGUAACGGGGAGUUGGGGGUCAACCACCCGGUACGACCCGCCGACGACGCCCCGCCGUCGAAAAGACAUCGACAUGACCCGGGACCCGAGUUUGGAUUGAUAUACUCAUACUCUACAGUGUUUGUGUAUAUUGGAUGGGGGAAAAUCACGUCACCUGAAGGACCUAACCAUUAAGAAAUUAAUGAGGAUAAUCAUUGCUUAGUUACUAAAGAUCUGUCUGAGAACUGUGCAAUACUGAACUUAAGUCGCCAAUUUAUUGGAGUGAUUUUAAUAUAAGGGAAUGCCUAGUAAAUAUGUAGGUACUGGGUAUUAUUGAUGUGAUAGUACUUAUGCUUCCGAAAAUUUAUUUAGUUGUAUUAUUAUUUUGUUGUCAUUGUCAUUAUAUCAUGAAUCUACAGGGUGUUAGGUAAAUGGGUAUAUGAGCUGACACUAGCCCAUGUUA
Ostrinia furnacalis (Asian corn borer) is the source of this 2352-nucleotide messenger RNA. RefSeq lists its product as uncharacterized. The transcript has 4 exons. The record is from RefSeq and is a predicted model, not a curated record. Bases 627 to 2084 code for a protein of 485 amino acids. NCBI's taxonomy places the organism in Eukaryota, Metazoa, Arthropoda, Insecta, Lepidoptera, Crambidae.